Messenger RNA from Prunus armeniaca (apricot), 1044 nucleotides. The record is from the annotation of a GenBank genome assembly. Lineage: Eukaryota; Viridiplantae; Streptophyta; Magnoliopsida; Rosales; Rosaceae.
AUGUUUCGUUGGGUUCGUGCUCUUCGUCAUGGAACAGUGAGGAAGCAUCAUAAGGGAUAUGAGGAGGUCAUUCCCCCAACACCAACAGCACAAAUGAAAACCUGGGGAAAAGCUGAUGAAUUUGCUCAAGCUGCUUUUUGUGGAUAUAAUUCUCUGAACUGUAUUCAGAGCCGCAUAUUUCAUACUAUUUAUAACACUAAAGAAAAUAUACUAGUUUGUGCUCCAACAGGAGCUUGCAAAACAAACAUAGCUAUGAUUUCUAUUCUACAUGAGAUUGCACAGCACUUCAAAGACGGUUACUUGCAUAAAGAUGAAUUUAAGAUAGUUUAUGUUGCACCAAUGAAGGCAUUAGCUGCAGAAGUUACAUCAACUUUUAGCCAUCGCUUAUCUCCAUUGAAUAUGACUCUGAGAGAACUUACUGGAGACAUGCAACGUUCUAAGAAUGAACUUGAAGAAACUCAGAUGAUAGUUGCAACACCUAAGAAAUGGGAUGUCAUUACUCACAAGAGCAGUGACAUGUCACUUUCAAUGUUGGUGGAGUCUACACUGACAAUGAUAUGCAUUGUAGGCCUUUCAGCCAAUCUACCGAACUAUUUAGAGGUUGCUACAGUUUCUGAGAGUGAAUCCAGCUUUAAUUCUAGUUAUCGCCCUGUGCGCCUCUCACAGCAAUAUAUUGGUAUUAGAAAGCAGAAUUUUACAGCCCAUAUUGAAUUGCAGAAUGAGAUAUGCUACAAGAAGUUUGUUGAAUCACUCAGGAAAGAGGUGGCACUUGGUACUGUCACCAAUGUCAAGGAAGCUUGUGAAUGGCUUGGAUAUACGUACCUUUUCAUAAGAAUGAGGCUGAAUCCUUUGAUGUAUGGUAUUGGGUGGGAUGAGGUUGUUGCUGAUCCUUCCUUGAGUUUAAAGCAAAGAGCUCUCAUAGCAGAUGCUGCACGUGCCAUGGACAAAGCAAAAAUGAUGCGCUUUGAUGAGAAAAGUGGCAACUUUUUGUACAGAGCUUGGUCGAAUUGCAAGCCACUUCUAUAUUCAAUACUCAAGUGUUGA